CCCCAGUCCGCCAGCGCGACCAAACCCCACUAACCCGGAAACAUGUAUACUACUGUGUGUACUUACGAAUCAACGCACCCAGCCAGCGAUAAUUUCGUCCACCUAAGAGAGAGAAUUCGUACAUACAAAUCCGUUUCAUCAAUCUUGGGCUUUUUCCGUAACAUUCCCGUCCUCCCGCCGCUUUCCGUCCCCGUCUACCGUACCGUACCAAACUUCUCCUGGUCCCUUUUUUUCUGUCACUAUUUUCUGACUCUUAUCUUUAUGGUUUUGGUCCAUAGAGGGGAGAAUAGUGGUACUACUGGCCAAGUAAACUCUCGCAUUCAAGUGUUUUUCUUUUCUCAAUUAGAAUCAAAGAAAACAGAGCGACUAUUCUCCUAGCAAAAGAUGUGUUGAAUUUAAAUAAGGUGGUAGUAGAUGGGUAACGGGGUAGAAGGGAGAUAGUGUUUAGAUAAGACUUCCAC
Messenger RNA from Bipolaris sorokiniana ND90Pr, 461 nucleotides. RefSeq lists its product as uncharacterized. The transcript has a single exon. The record is from RefSeq and is a predicted model, not a curated record. Bases 43 to 378 code for a protein of 111 amino acids. Lineage: Eukaryota; Fungi; Ascomycota; Dothideomycetes; Pleosporales; Pleosporaceae.